GCUGCCUUCCGCACCCUUGGGCUGAGGGUUCUAUAAAAGCUGAGCAGAACUUUCGUCAGUCCAGUUCACUGAGGGCUUGCCACAGGCCUGCUCAUCUUCUCCAGCGUGCCGUGCUCCUUGCUGCCUGAACCAUGAUCACGAAGGUCCUCAUCUUCUCCACCUGGUUCGUCCUGGCUGGGGCUUUCCACUUAGCACUCCAAGACAUUGACCAUCAUGCAGACAUUUUCAAGGACUCAGAGUUACUACCUGAACUAAAUUCAGCCAUUGACCCAGAAUCACCCACUGACCUGGACCUCGCUGAUGCUUUCGAGUCCCUCACUGACCUGGACCUUGAUGAUGCUUUCGUGUCCCUCACUGACCUGGACCUCCCUGGGCCUAUAGAGUUACCCCCUGACGUGAACCUCACUGACCAGGUCUUCGCUGAUGCUUUCGAGUCACCCACUGACCUGGACCUCCCUGGGCCUGUAGAGUCACCCAUUGACCUGUACCUCCCUGGGCCUGUAGAGUUACCCAUUGACCUGUACCUCCCUGGGCCUGUAGAGUUACCCCCUGACGUGAACCUCACUGACCAGGUCUUCGCUGAUGCUUUCGAGUCACCCACUGACCUGGACCUCCCUGGGCCUGUAGAGUCACCCAUUGACCUGGACCUCCCUGGGCCUGUAGAAUCACCCACUGAUCUGGCCCUCCCUGGGUCUGGAGAGUCACCCACUGACCUGGACCUCACUGGGGCUGUAGAGUCGACCAUUGGUGUUUAUUUGGACACUAUACAGGCUUUGGAUGAGUCCAGCACCUCCAUGGAAAGCAAUGAGUUCACCUCAGGGCUUGUUUCAACUGUCCCUGGUGAUUAUUUUGAAGAGCCCAUAACUGGCACAUCAGAUGAGCCCAGCACCUCCAUGGAAAACAAUGAGUUCACCUCAGAGCAUGUUUAAAAGGAAGCAGAUUCUCCAUCGGCUGCCAUCUUGACUCUCCUAAUCCCAAUUCUCUACACGAGCCCACGGCAUAAACCCACUAUUCCAUUAUAGGAGCUUGAAUAAUCGGAAAAGACUCGUGAGCCUUGGUGUAUACCCAGCUGAGGAUGAACACAGUGGAAUUGUCCACAGACAGAGGAUGUGCACAUUUCUGCAUCAUGCCCAUUUAAUAUGAGGUCAAUAAAUGUUCAUGAGAUAACAGACUACUUGGUUGUUCUGUGUUUGUACCAAU
Pipistrellus kuhlii (Kuhl's pipistrelle) is the source of this 1200-nucleotide messenger RNA. RefSeq lists its product as uncharacterized. Lineage: Eukaryota; Metazoa; Chordata; Mammalia; Chiroptera; Vespertilionidae. The transcript is spliced from 6 exons. The record is from RefSeq and is a predicted model, not a curated record. The coding region runs from base 132 to 929 and encodes 265 amino acids.